AUGCGGCUUCGACAACAAGAAGCGGAGACCGUGCGGGAAGUCCACCGGGAUGAUGACUCUGAUGAGGAUGGUAGAGGGACACCGGAAAACUCACCGCCGCCAUCGCCCAAUAAGUUCACUCCACGACACAACCAACUGGAGACAGAAACAUUACGGAGUUCCUUGGGCCAUGCUCACCGUAUGAUCCAGAAUCUGAAGAGCACCAUUCACCGCGAGAAAACCGAAAAGAUUGAGCUCAAGCGCAUGUUGCAAGAAGCGCGCGACGAGAUUGAACAGAAACGUCGCGAAGCUGUUGCCCCUGCUGGGCCAUCCAACAAGCGUCAGAAGACCAAGCCCGAUAACACCCGCAAGGCUGCAAGACCAAACCUUCUCGGUGCUGGAAGGAGAGGAAUGACAGAGAUCGAGGAGGUUCAUGAAACAGAUUGGGAAGACCAUGCCACUGACACAAGUCCAUCGCACAAGGCAGCUCUGAGAUCUUAUCGUAGCCGCCCCGAACUGCAGUCUCUAGACGAGCCCAGUGAUGCCUAUCAUACUGCUACUGAAGCAGACGAUGCUUUUGAGACCGCCAACGAGCGGGAGGCGGCCACAGAAAGCGAAGCCUUCCAGACGGGCGUCGAGAGCAUGGCUGAUGACAGUACGGAUACUGAUGAGCUAACUGAAACAGAGGACCGUAUUCAGUUAACACCUCGUGCUCGUGUCUCAUCCCUAACCAUGGCAAAAGCUCGUGACCGGAAAUCCUACCAGAGCACUGCCUCCACUUCAGGGGAAGAAGAUGAGGACUCUGAUGGCAUGUUCCCUUCGCCAAGUCGAACUUCGACUCCUCGGCACCGUCUCAGGAACAAGAGGAGUGUGAUGAGGAGGAUUCGACCUUCUGGAGAGGCUCCAAUGGCCUCCGGUAGUCGACCAUCUAGUUCACGCGAGUCCCCGGCAACCAGCUUCACACAGACACCAGGGGAUUCCGAAGGCCAGAGCCUGUUUGCAGAACUCGCAGAACUUGACGGUGAGGAGGAUGAGGAGUUCGGCCCACCGAUUGAACACGAUGCCGAUUGCACCCCACGUAUCCUUUCGAUGCCUGAUUCGAGAAGAUCAUCCCAGGCCACAUUGAACACCAGACCCAAGCCUGCCAUGGUUGACUCCGGUGUCAUGACUGAUCCUUGGGAACCAAGCAUCCCAGCAGUCGUGAACGACGAGAAUGCCUCGAAUGUGCUUGCAACACCUAAGAAGUCGACGUCGGAUGCCGAUAUCACUGCUGGCAUGAGGGAGCAACCAGAGUUGGUGCAUGCUGGAACACAAUGGGCCUCCCCUCAGACGUCUUCUGAAGUGAAUGGCGAUCAUCUGUCGAGUGUGCCAGCCACUUCGAAGUUGAUUUCGGAUGCAGACGCGGAGCGGGAGCUCAAUGUUCCCGCAGCUAUACUGCCACAACUCGAAGUUUCUCCUAUCUCUACUCAGGACACCGUUCCUGUAGCGCCUAAGCUCCCUGAGUUGAGUAUGUCAUACGUUGUGGGAGGCUCAACCGAGCCGAUCGCUGCACCCAUUUUCAAACCCGCAGAGAUGACUCUAUCAGCCAUCUCCUUGCAGUAUACAGAACCCGUUUCUGCCAAGCUACCUGAGCCAGAGCCGAAGUACGUACCGGAAGUGGUUGUCUCCUCAAUCUUCUCUGAGGAAACUCAGUCUGUUCCGGCAACGCUUCCUGAGCCCGUGCCUGAGCCUUCGGUCUCCGUGGCAGAGCAGGCAACGAGCACAGACAUUCCACAGCUGGCAUACUCCGCAAUAUUCUCUGAGCAUACCGAGCCUGUUCUGGCGACACUUCCCGAACCCGUUCCAAUACCUGUGCUUGAGCCUGAAGCUCCGGUUUCUGUCACUGAGCGUGCCAUGAGCACCGAGGUUCCGGACCUGGCAGUCUCGACAGUCUUCUCUGAGCAGACUUUGCCUGUAUUGGCGACUCUUCCAGAGCCGGUGCCCGAGCCUUCGGUUUCAGUCGCGGAGCGUGCUAUGAACACUGAAAUCCCUGGCCUAGCGGUUUCAACAAUCUUCUCACAGCACACAGAACCUAUUACGGCGAUGCUACCAGAACCAGUUCCAGAGCCGGAGGUGCCAGAUUUGACAGUAACCUUUAUACCACCCGAAUCUACCGAGCCUACUGCACCCAAGGAGCGCGACGUUCCCGUCCCUGCGUCUCCGCAAUUGUCAGUUUCCACGAUCCGCUCCGUCGAAACACUCCCUGUCAAGGCCGCUCCAACUGCGGCUAUCAUUCCCGCAGUCCUGCCAUCAGACGAGAACGCACCGCCCUUGCAAACGAGAGGUGUUAUGGUCGACAAGUCCACUUCAGAGCAUUUGCCAAUUGUGGUUGUCGAAGAUGCAGCGAAUGAUAGCCCUGAUUAUGACACAGCUCGCCAGAAGAAGGAUGCCCCCUCGCCUCUGAGCGCUAUCUCCGGCAAUGCUGUCCCACGCCAUGCAAGACGGCGAUCAUCAAACCAGGCAGAUCAAGGCGCUCAGACGAUAUUGUCUUCUAAGCAAAUCGACCAGAUUCUCAUGGACCGUGUUACGGCCCGGCCUUUAUCUCCCCCCGACAGUGACAAAGCUAAGGAGCAAGGCAAUUCACCCGCUGCCACGCCAAGGGCGCGAUCCCAUCCCCAGCAUCAGUCAUCCGCCGCAUCUCUCAACUGGCGUCCAGGCAGCGCAGCCAGCCAGGCUUCUACUGCCCACAGCCAUCCCCCGUUGCCUACUGAAAAUAAAGAGGCUGUUAUGGCUGCCGAGAAGAAAUCGCUUGAUCAACAACCGGCCACACCGGGUCUCAUGGCGCCCCCUCUUGCUCCAGCUUCCGCUUUCCGUGCUCCACGCCCGCGCACUCCAAAUGAUCCAGCCGCUCAGGUUGGCUCCGUCAGGUCUUCUACCUCGCGGGCCAGAGCGAGGUGCGAAAGCCAGAUGUCUCGGAGGUCUUCGGUCUCAUCGUUUGCAUCCGAGAUCGAUGAGCGGUUCAAUGCACACGCCACUCCGGCUAGUGGACCUUAUGGCUAUGGCUCCGGCACAGAUCCACGCAUGAUUCAAGCCAUCACCCAGACUAUGAUUGGAGAAUUCCUUUGGAAGUAUACACGUAAAACAGUUUCCGGAGAGAUUUCCAACACUAGGCACCGUCGCUACUUCUGGGUUCAUCCAUAUACCCGCACCUUGUAUUGGAGUGAGCAGGACCCUCAAAGCGCUGGCAAGUCGGAGCGUAAAACCAAGAGCGUUCCUAUUGAAGCCGUGAGAGUUGUCGCCGAUGACAACCCAUACCCUCCCGGUCUUCAUUGCAGGAGCUUGGAAGUUGUCAGCCCUGGUCGCCGGAUCAGAUUCACCGCGACUACUAGCCAGAGGCACGAGACCUGGUUCAAUGCACUCUCGUAUCUCUUGCUGCGGUCGGAAAAUGGCGAGGAGACCAAUGAUCUGGAAGAUAUUGAUGAAUUCAACCCGGGGUUCCGGUCAGGAUCUCAUUCGCGCCAGAGACCACGGUUGUCAAUCUCUUCAUCUCAGAGUCGCACGACCCGAAAUUGGCCGAAACAGCGAGCGGGUUCUGCCCUCUCUCUGCGCCGCACAGGGACCCCCGGUCGCGCUUCUCCGGCUCUGAGCACACCGUCUCACUAUUCCGAUCAAAGGAACAGUUCCACGUCUCGACUCAGUACCAUUCUCAAUACUACGCUCAAGGGCUCUUUCGGCCGAAAGGGCCACCCUGGCUAUGCGACAUCUAGUAUCCAUGAUGGCAGUGUCUACGGCCGUGACAGUGAGGAGGACCUGCGGCAGAUGAUGGAGAGGCAAGAACAAGAGACAGAUCGACUUGAGAACGUUCGUGCUUGCUGCGAUGGCAAGCAUGAUGUCAGCUCACUCUCAAGGACAAGUCGGUACAGCCCGCGUGUUCACCGGCAUCACUCUCAUCACUCUCAUCACUGAGCCUGUCGACCUGUAUUGUGAAGAUGCGCCCCUCUCUCCAUGGACCUUCUUUAUACAUCGCUCGCAUCUCCUUCAUUUCUGCCCUCCUCGACCCUCAUAGCAUGCGAAUCUCAUGAGCGCACGUGUUAGCAUUUUCUUCCUGACUCCCUUUGCUUUUCGGUAGUUGCCACCCUUCGAGCAUACUUUCUUGGAACCUCGUGUUACGUAUAGUCAUUAAUCUUGGGGAUGUGGUCCCUUUGGCAUCUAUCCCCUCUCAGGUGUCUGGACUGUUCUUGUCAUUCAUUCGUGAUAUUUGCAAAAAUGAAUUAUUGAUUUUGUCCUUUCCUUUGUUGAUACUCAUUGUCCAGCUGAUAUAUUUAUGCCGUUCGUUCCACUUGGGCUUGGUCCUUAUUUAUUGCUACCACCUCCAUCCUGUGUGCAUCUCGCAUCAGUCCAUUAUCUUUUUGACUUUUCUUUUCUCACAUCUUGAUAUCGAGUCUGCAAUCUGUAAUGGCAGCAAGAUUGACCAUUGACGCUAUGUGUCCGUGUUACUCUGUUUGUAUAUGUCAGGAACUGAUCUAGACACCGUUGAGGAAUUCGAAACCAUA
Aspergillus nomiae NRRL 13137 is the source of this 4511-nucleotide messenger RNA. Its product is annotated as anucleate primary sterigmata protein A. Gene Ontology annotation, cellular component: cell cortex; mitochondrion. Bases 1 to 3924 code for a protein of 1307 amino acids. Gene Ontology annotation, biological process: dynein-driven meiotic oscillatory nuclear movement; maintenance of protein location in cell cortex; establishment of mitochondrion localization. Lineage: Eukaryota; Fungi; Ascomycota; Eurotiomycetes; Eurotiales; Aspergillaceae. The record is from RefSeq and is a predicted model, not a curated record. The transcript has 2 exons. Gene Ontology annotation, molecular function: tubulin binding; phospholipid binding.